UACAAUUGCGUUGUUGAUCUUACUUAUAAGUCUUUUUACUUGCUUAAACAUCAUCAUGUCAGGUCGUGGUAAAGGAGGCAAAGUUAAGGGAAAGUCAAAGACCCGUUCCAGCAGGGCCGGACUUCAAUUCCCCGUCGGUCGUAUUCACCGGAUGCUUCGCAAAGGCUCGUACGCUGAACGUGUCGGUGCUGGUGCCCCUGUCUACCUAGCUGCCGUUAUGGAGUACUUGGCCGCUGAAGUUCUGGAGUUGGCCGGUAACGCUGCUCGUGACAACAAGAAGACCCGUAUCAUCCCUCGUCACUUGCAGUUGGCCAUCCGCAACGACGAAGAGUUGAACAAGCUUCUCUCUGGUGUUACCAUCGCCCAGGGUGGUGUGCUGCCUAACAUCCAGGCCGUUCUCUUGCCCAAGAAGACUGACAAGCCAGCCAAAGCUUAAAUUUAAAUGGAAUUCUCGUCUUGAACAUCAAUAAAACGGCCCUUAUCAGGGCCAACAAUAUCAUCCGAAUAGAGAAUUUCAAACCUGUCGCAACGUUACUUCACAAUUGAUUCUAUUAGCAGAUGUGAACUCAGAAACUGUGUCAAACCGUGUUAACUGGCACUAACACGCGUUUUGUAUUCCAAGACAUCAAGCAAUCUUCCAUGAUACGAGCUGGCAAAAAAAAUGGCGUGCAACAAAUUCUGAAUCCUGAAAUCAUUCACACAAGCGCAAAGGAUGAUUACGUGAGUUACUUCACUAGAAGGAGAAGAAACCAGCUGACGGCUUUGCUUAGUUAUUACGUUACUUGUUGCUACCGUUCGCUAAUAACUAACCUCACGAAAGACGCAAUUCGUUAUAGGCACCUGCAGCACAGACUCAACAUGGCAGUUCGGCCUCAAGUUCCAAUUCUUUUUAGAAACACCCCCCCUCCGAGGAUUCUUAGACACAGGUGCAGCUUCGUCCGAAAAUUUAAUCACAGUUCUUUUACAAAGAUGUAGAAAAUCCAUAAAUUACAGCUAUGCAGAUCGUUAGCGAUAAAAACACGCAGAUUUAAGUAAGAAGACUUUUCGUUUCCAUCAAAUCGUGGUAGCGGCUUCCUUCUUGUUGAAUUCCUCCGGGGUAAUUGAAACACGUUGUUGAUAAGUUCUUGAUUUAGAUUCCUCAAUAUCAGCUUGAUUGUCCUUCAUCAACUGCUCAAACUUGUCACUUGCUUCCCACGCUAUUCGAGUUUUCUCAGGAAGAACAGCCGUAGGUGUAGCAAUCUCCGUUCGCUUCUUGUAAUCAAUUGGGACAAACGUCUUGUAAUCAUGCUGAUAGGUUGUCUCCAAAGGCCCGUAACGCGCCGAUCGAUUCCAAAAUUCAGUCGAUGGAGGUGGCCUGGCCUUGACCGGAGGCCCAAUCAUUAUCGGUCUCUUGUAAUCGUGUUGAUACGUACUUUCCAUUGGCCCAUAGCGAAUAGUUGUAUCCCAAAGAGCAGUUGGCCGACGAGUGUCGUACAGUCUGGGCAGUUUAUUUAAGAGAAAAGCCUUUCUCCUCUGCGCGGAAUCCAUAAGAUUGAACAUGUUUCACAGUGGCAUCGGCAAACGUUUGCGUUUUAACAGCCCAUAUUUGAGGUGUUUGUGAAAAAAAGAGGGCGGAUGCGGGCUUGCCUUUCAAUGCCGGUUGGAAUUUGUGCACGAGCAGAUGCAACACUGAGCACUUAAACUGUGUAUGUCUGAAGAUUUCAGUUGGUAAUUGCAAGCUUUUACUUCACGUCUUGCUGUGUUUUUUUGGGUGCAACAAUUGAUUGUCGAAUGGUGGAGGGUAGGGCUUAGUCAACGUCAUCCUAACGUUACACGUCACAACAGUCACAUGACGCAAAGGCAACUGAAUCUAACCAAGUAAGAGAGAUGGUAACGAUUUGCUCGAGUGACAUACAUUACGUUCCAGCAUUCACCAGCUUCUGUCAUGUUUACAGUCUGCCGAUAGGAUGGGUUUGUGGGACUCUCUCGCUAUUGAUUAUUGUGUUUACCUGAAUUGUGGGAUAUUGCAUUCUUCGCACAUUCCCCAAAAGACAAUACCUGAAUAUGAAAACCGAUCCGCCACGCAUCAGUAAACACAG
Daphnia magna is the source of this 2078-nucleotide messenger RNA. Its product is annotated as histone H2A. Lineage: Eukaryota; Metazoa; Arthropoda; Branchiopoda; Diplostraca; Daphniidae. Bases 56 to 436 code for a protein of 126 amino acids. Gene Ontology annotation, molecular function: DNA binding; protein heterodimerization activity; structural constituent of chromatin. The transcript has a single exon. Gene Ontology annotation, cellular component: nucleosome. The record is from RefSeq and is a predicted model, not a curated record.